Messenger RNA from Mesoplodon densirostris (Blainville's beaked whale), 3765 nucleotides. RefSeq names its product hydroxyacyl-thioester dehydratase type 2 (gene HTD2). The transcript has a single exon. NCBI's taxonomy places the organism in Eukaryota, Metazoa, Chordata, Mammalia, Artiodactyla, Ziphiidae. The record is from RefSeq and is a predicted model, not a curated record. Bases 1 to 507 code for a protein of 168 amino acids.
AUGCUCCCAGUAAUUUCUAGCCAUCGCCUUUGGUGGGGUAGGCUUCAGAGGAGUAUCUGCCUGAACCAAGCAGUGCUAAACAGGCAGCACUUACAGCAUGUGCACAUCAGAGUUGGAGACCGGGCUGAACUCAGUAGGGCCUUCACACAGAGGGAUGUGGCUAUCUUCUCAGAAUUAACAGGGGAUGUCAAUCCUUUGCAUUUAGAUGAAGAUUUUGCAAAACACACCAGAUUUGGAAAGACGAUUGUACAUGGAGUUUUGAUCAAUGGACUUAUUUCAGCUCUCCUAGGUACUAAAAUGCCAGGGCCAGGCUGUGUAUUUCUUUCCCAGGAAAUUAACUUUCCAGCCCCUUUAUAUGUUGGGGAAGUUGUUACAGCUUCUGCAGAAGUGAAAAAGCUGAAGCGGUUCCUUGCUAUUAUUGCGGUGUCAUGUUUUGUACUAGAAAGUAAAAAGACUGUUAUGGAAGGCUGGGUUAAAGUUAUGGUCCCAGAAGCUCCCACAUCCUGAAAUAUGUCUUUAAAGAUGCAAGUUCAGGCAUCAGUAUUACUAUUACUGAACAGUCUCUGAGGAAAACAGGGAUUGCUGUUCUUCACCAAGGAGGGGCUGAUGGACCCAUAAACCCACAUUGGUGGAGGGGAGCUGGUAGAGGGGUGUUCCGUUGUCCACUUAUGCUUUGGCCUUAUGCAUCACACAGGCUUAAGUAUAUUUAUCAUCUGUCUAGGUUUUUAAAACUGAAAAAAUAGGGAAUUCCCUGAUGGUCCGGUGGUUAGGACUCUGGGCUUUCACUGCCAUGGGUGCGAGUUCAGUCCCUGAUCGGGGAGCUAAGAUCCCGCAAGCUGUGUGAUACAGCCAAAAAAAAAAAACCGAAGAAGGGACUUCCCUGGUGGCGUACUUGUUGAGAAUCCGCCUGCCAGUGCAGGGGACACGUGUUCAAGCCCUGGUCCGGGAGUAUUCCACAUGCCACAGAGCGGCUGGGCCUGUGCACCACAACUGCUGAGCUUGUGCUCUGGAGCCCACGAGACACAACUCCUGAGCCCGGGUACUACCAAAAAAAAAAAAAAAAAACAAAGAAAAAGUGACUAGAGGAAAUCAGAGGUGGGCUUCCUUGGUGGCACAGUGGUUAAGAAUCCACCUGCCAGUGCAGGGUUCACGGGUUCGAGCCCUGGUUCAGGAAGAUCCCACAUGCCAUGGAGCAAGUAAGUCUGUGCGCCACAACUGAGCCUGCGCUAUAGAGCCUGUGAGCCACAACUACUGAGCCUGCAUGCCACAACUACUGAAGCCCACACCUAGAGCCCGUGCUCCGCCACAAGGAAUGCCACCGCAGUGAGAAGCCCAAGCACCACAACGAAGAGUAGCCCCCGCUCUCCGCAACUAGAGAAAGCCUGCGCGCAGCAACGAAGACCCAAUGCAGCCAUAAAUAAAUUAAUUAAUUAAAAAAAAAUCAUAGGUGAUUCUAAGGUCGGACAUUGUGUCCAGGCUCCCAUGAGGUGCCAUUAAAAAAUAUAUAUAUAUUGGGAGAGUUAUCAUUUAGCUUAAUGUUCUACUUUUAGGAUUUCAAACCUGAGAAGAUUUGCGUUUGGAUAAGAGAAACCUAUCUAUAUCUGUGUAGAAUAAGUUUCUCACUGAAUUUAUAACUAGCUAGCAUUUAAUAAUUGAAGGCAGCUAUAGAAGAUAGGUCAUCUUUGAACACCUAUCUUUUACUAGUAAAUAUUCUUAGAUUCUGUUCUUCAGCAGUUUCUGGGUCAGAGUUUAUUGUAAUUUGUUACUGUUUACACCAAGAUGGUAAUUUGUUCAGUGUCACUUGCCCUUCAGAUGGUUUUCCUGUUAUCGGAGGAGGGCUUAUGUGCAGAUUUGGACUCAGUUAUAUAAGUUCUCUUGGUCUCACGUAUAAAACGGAUAAAGGGGCUUCCCUGGUGGCGCAGUGGUUGAGGGUCCGCCUGCCGAUGCAGGGGACGCGGGUUCGUCCCCCGGUCUGGGAGGGUCCCACAUGCCGCGGAGCUCCUGGGCCCGUGAGCCAUGGCCGCUGAGCCUGCGCGUCCGGAGCCUGUGGUCCGGGGCCUGUGCUCCGCAGCGGGAGAGGCCACAGCAGUGAGAGGCCCGCGUAUAGCAAAAAAAAAAAAAAAAAAAAAAAAAGGGAUAAAAACACGUACCACGUGGGAUUGUUGGAGGUGACAGAUACAAAUAGUUAAGCACAAGGUCUAGCUUAUAAACAGUAGCUACUACUAUUGCCCAUUCUCUUCUGUGAAUAAGGUUAGAGGUUUUCCUGAGUUUGGUGCUAACUGGUCAAAAGUUAGAGAACAGACCAGUCUUUCAGGAUGUCAGCCAAUCUCUUGGUAUUCUAAACUUGGAAUAGAUCUUGAAUGCAAAGCUCCUAUUUUAAUAAUCCAGAUUUUUUCUCUCUCCCUUGAAAAUACUGUGGGGUGCCCCCUUAUAUAAAUAAUAUAUGCUUUUAUUAAAAAAAUUAUAAGGUAAAAAAUUUAAGGAACACUGUGGAGGCCAAGUUCUUAAGAGUUGAGGGGUAUUAGAGAGGAAAUGUGCCUAAUGUGUUAUUACUAACGUCAUGCCCUACAUAGCCAACCCUAUUAAGACAAGAAUCUAUAGUAGAACAUACAGGUGGUCCACCUGUGCUCUGUAGCUUUAGAUGGUGGGUCAGACCACAGCUAGAUGCUUUGAUCAGGAAGGUAAGAUCAGGUUUAACUGGUUACAUCAACCAACAUUUACUGGAAAAAGAUUUUUUCUUCCUGCUGGUGGAUGAGUAACUAGAUUUUUUAUUUAUUUUUUUUACAUCAAGGGGAUCAGUUAGAUUACUAGAAGGAAUUAUUCUAGUCACUAGAGGGCAGUGAUGUGUAUAAAUAAAGUGAGUAUUUUAAACUUUAAUACUGUACCAUACUCUAGUUUGUUGGUGAGAUGAAAAUACCAAAAUCAGUGAGAAGCAAGGAUGCCAUUAUCAUGAGUUUCAAAAUGGGCAGCAUGUGUAGGUUUAGAUACACCUGAAGGAGGUGUAUUUAUAGGUGAAACAGUAUACAUGCCUAAAAUUUGAUGUGACUUUGAAAAACAAAAUGGGGAACUUGAGUCACAAAAUAGAGACUUGAAGCUAAGACUGUAUACUCCUGCAGAACUCAUUCUCUGGGACUUAGUAGCAGUCCUGAAGCAUGGGUUCAUAAGUAGAGUGUGAUGUAAUCAUUAAUACUAUAAGCUACCAUUCUUUCAAUGAUAAGCCAAUUUUCUACAUUAAUUCUAGUCCUUUAAACAGUUGUAUGAAGUUAAUGUUCCAUUUUAUAGGCAAGGAAACAGACUGAUGUGGUGUGACUUGCCCAAGGUUGUACAGGCAGUAUGCAGUAGAGCUGGGAUUCAAACAGCCCUGCCUGGCUCCAGGGCAUUUUUUCCAUCACACUGUGGGUCUUAAAAUGUUCCCAUACUGGAACACUUUCAGUUUCUAUAAUUAUAUCUUGUUAUGUGGCAGUAAAGUAUUUGGAACCACCAUUCUAUAUAAUUCUGUUUAUAUUCAGAAUGUUCUAGAUCUUAUUCCCUUGCUACAGUUGUAGUGUUUUCCUCUUUGCUGUUACUUGAUGGCUUCUACCCAUACCUAUUGCCUACACUUUUUCUAAGCUGACAUUCAGUGAUUAUUUGUCUUCAGAGCAGAAUUACUGAAAGAGUUAUUCUAAAAAUGAAAAAUCAUGUGCAAGUCAAGUAUGGUGGGGAGGGAUGUAUGUCAGGUCUGGCGGAUAGCUGAUUAGUACUCUGUAACUUAAAGUAGCUUCUCAA